This is a messenger RNA of Protobothrops mucrosquamatus (brown spotted pit viper), 1482 nucleotides long. It is a transcript of the gene TOMM40L, whose product is annotated as translocase of outer mitochondrial membrane 40 like. Gene Ontology annotation, molecular function: transmembrane protein transporter activity. The record is from RefSeq and is a predicted model, not a curated record. Bases 24 to 941 code for a protein of 305 amino acids. Gene Ontology annotation, biological process: protein import into mitochondrial matrix. The transcript has 9 exons. NCBI's taxonomy places the organism in Eukaryota, Metazoa, Chordata, Lepidosauria, Squamata, Viperidae. Gene Ontology annotation, cellular component: mitochondrial outer membrane; mitochondrial outer membrane translocase complex.
AGGAGGUGAGGGUGGGGGGGAACAUGGGGAAUAUAUUCACCCCCUUCCCUGCCCCACGGAAAGGGGCUCGCUGGGCCGAAGGACUCUCCAACCCGGGUAGCUUCGAUGAACUUCACCGCAAAUGCAAAGAUGUUUUUCCUCAACAAAUGGAAGGCGUCAAGCUGAUAAUUAAUAAAUCUCUGAGUAGCCAUUUUCAGGUAUCGCACACCGUUCACCUGAGCACCAUCGGACACUCAGGUUACCAUCUGAACACGACCUAUGUGGGAGAUCAGCAGCUUAGUCCCACAGAGAUUUUUCCCACCCUUAUUGGCGAUAUUAGCAACGUCGGGAGCCUCAGUGCCCAAAUUCUCCAUCUGAUAACAGAGCGGAUACGGACCAAAGCAAUUUUCCAGACUCAACAGGCCAAAUUCACAACUUGGCAAUUUGAUGCUGAAUAUCGUGGGGAGGACUACACCGCCACCUUGACUCUGGGGAACCCCGAUUUGAUCAGCCAAUCGGUUAUUGUUGUUGCGCACUUCCUCCAGAGCAUGACAUCACGGUUGGUCCUAGGGGGUGAAUUAGUGUAUCACCGACGUGCCGGAGAAGAAGGAACCAUCGUCACUCUGGCUGGCAAGUACACCGCUCUGAAAUGGAUAGCCACCCUAAAUUUAGGAUUCGGAGGAGCCCAUGCUAGUUACUACCACCGGGCUAAUGACCAGAUUCAGCUGGGGGUGGAAUUUGAGGCUAACACUCGGCUUCAGGACACAAGUUUUGCCUUUGGCUAUCAGCUCACGCUGCCCGAAGCCAACAUGACCUUCAAGGGCCUUCUGGACAGUAACUGGCGCGUGGGGGCAGUUCUGGAGAAGAAAAUCCCCCCCUUGCCCGUGACCUUAGCGCUGGGCGCCUUCCUCAACCAUUGGAAACACCGGUUCCAUUGUGGGUUCAGCAUCAUUGUGGGUUGAGUGCCUGCACACCGGCCUGGCUCUGUUACAAAGGCGGGGCGGUUGGGCUUGAAAAGUGGGGGGGGAUCGCUCGGUUUGAGCGUUGCACCCCUGGAUGAUGGGCGCGAGGGCAUGGGUGCCCGUGCAGGGCAGAUGCGUGGCGAUGCCACGACCGCCUCCGUGGGCCUGUGCACAAUUCCUGCCCGGAAGGAAACCACACCCCUGGUGCCAGGGUGCCCGUUUCUUCCCCGGAACUCCGAUUUCGGUUGGCUUAGGGCAAAGUUCAAGCCGGGCACAGGAUUUUGGGUUGGGUGGUCGCAAAGCUUCCUUCGUUCGGUGGCCUUUCGACCGUUCUGAUCACCGGAUUCCCCGGCGAGGAAUCGGCGUCAUUUUGUGUGGGUGACAUGGGGGGGUCCUGAAAUUCGGAAGACCCCUCCCAACUCAGCGGCUGUGUCUCGGGAGCAUUUGUGCUAUCCGGCUUCUUCAGGGCAGGGACCAAAAAGCCGAAUUACGACUUCUGUGCAAUGGUGAGUCUUAAUACGAUUAAAAUCAUGCGACUGGG